Messenger RNA from Pocillopora verrucosa, 4107 nucleotides. NCBI's taxonomy places the organism in Eukaryota, Metazoa, Cnidaria, Anthozoa, Scleractinia, Pocilloporidae. The record is from RefSeq and is a predicted model, not a curated record.
AUGGCGUGUUCGAGCUCAUCUACGGCUGCCAGUAGCGAAGUAGAGAAGAAAGAACAGAGGCUUAUUGAUGCCAUGUUUCUCUGUGACGAGUGGAAAUCUUCGAAAGGUGGAUUAUCAACUUUCAAUCGUGAGUUAGCUAUUAAUUUGGCAGAGACAACGAGUGGUAGCAUGAGAAUCCACUGCUACGUCUCGAGAAGCGAUGAUCAGGACAGAGAAGAUGCUGAACAACAUGGAGUGAAUUUGAUCACCGCUCAGACUGUUCCUGGAUCACGAGAUCCCCUGGAUUGGUUGAAAAUUCCACCUCCAGAGCUUCCGAAUCCGCAUAUUGUGAUUGGUCAUGGCAGAAAACUAGGAACUCCAGCAUGCCAUAUUGUACGAGCUGCAAGAUGUACAUGGAUUCAGUUCGUCCACGUCUUCUGCGAGGAUCUUGGAAAGUUUAAAGAAACUACUGCCACGGCUGUUACAGAUACGAUCGAGGAGAACGAGGAGAAGCACAAGAUGGAAAUUGAGUUGUGUAAAGCAGCGGAUGCAGUUGUCGCUGUCGGCUCACGUCUUCAACGGAAGUACAGCAGAAGUCUACCAAAUGUGAAAGUGGAGAUCAUCACCCCCGGAAUUAUUGAAAAGUUUUGCAACGAAUCGGUAGAAUCAGGAGAACAUGCUGGUUUAUUAUCGAGUGUGUUGCAUGCCUUCACGUCUUACAUGUUCAUGAAGACAUUCAACGUCUUCAUGUUCGGCCGAGCAACCUUUGAAGACCUUACGUUAAAGGGUUAUGAUAUAGUAGCAAAUGCCAUAGGUUCCCUUGGAGAGGAAUUUGAGCUCACAUUUGUGGGCUCUUCUCCUGGUGAGCACCGUAACAUAGAGCAAUGGUUUCUCCAGAACACAUGCAUCAAACGCAAGCAGAUAACGAUUCGUGGUUAUUGCACCGAACAGGAUGAACUGAAAGGAAUGUUUCACCAAUCAGACCUGGUUGCUCUUCCUUCACGUACUGAAGGAUUUGGAUUAGUUGGCCUUGAGGCCGUUUCUGCUGGUGUUCCAGUUCUUGUCUCAGGUGAAUCUGGCAUAGCUGAGGCUUUGCAAAAAGUAGAAGGUGGAAAAAAAGUCAUUGUUGGAUUAGAUGAAAGUAAAGAUGCAUGGGCACGAAGGAUCAGAGAGAUGUAUGAAGAAAGCGCGGAAGAGAGAGAAGCCAAUGCUGUGAAGCUUCGUGAGAACUACAGGAAGGUUUACUCUUGGAAAGCAGAAUGUGAGAAGUUUAAAGGGCUGAUUGAGACAGUAGUGGAAAAUGAUCAAAAAUUAAACAUCAAGGUUGACGUGGAACACAUGAAACUUGCAGAUCAUGACGCUUACAGUACAGCUUCAGUAUCAGCACUGGAGCCAGCAGGAUAUCAGAAGGCAUCCACAGCUUCAGGCACAAAGAGAAAAAGACAAUCUGAUACAGAUUUAGACAAUCUCCAACCACUUGAAAAGAAAGUCCUGUGCUUAAUUGCAAUGAAUUACCUUGAUACUACACCGCCACAGAGCAGGGAUGAACGCAGUGAGUUUCAGAAAUACUUGCAAGAAAUGAAGGUCCUCAUUACAGGUGUUUCUGUAGGAAGUUUAGUAAUAACAGUAAAGUUUGAUUUUCUCAAGAGCUUGGAGAAAUUAUGGGAACAUUACUCAUGUAGCCACCUGGAUAAGAUGGUUCAAGAUUGUUUUGUGACUGAAAAGAUUUUGAAGGAACUGAACCUGGCAGAACUGAAGCUGAAAACAACAAUGGAAGUAGAAGAGUACAAAGCAUACAAACUGUACUUUCUUGGGAAGGAUGCACUCAGAGGUGUUUUAUCUUCUGGAUUCCACUCCACAAGUUCAACUAGCCAAAGUCCACAAAAACAAGAAGAGCUGAAAAAACAGAAACAGAAGACAAAGAAUGUUGAGACAGAGAAAGUGAAAGGUUCUUCACCUCCCCCUCUUCUCUCCACCACUGAUCUUGAAGAAAAGAUAGGAAAAGUAUGUAAGGACAUUAAGAUGCUGAGAAUGGAAGAUAGUUUUCCUGUCCUUAAAUUUUCAUCCAUUGAUCUUGAGAAAAAACUAGCUGAACUAAGCAUGAAGCUUCAGAGGCUCAGAAUGGAAGGUACUCUGCCUCCCCCUGAACUCUUUACUGCUGAUCUUGAAGAAGAACUAAAACAACUACGUAUGGAACUUAUCAGGCAAAGAAUGAAAGGUGAUUCACCUCCCCCUGUUUCCACUGCUGAAGUAGAACUACAGGAACUACUCGAGAAACUUCAGAAAGGGAGGAUGGAAGCAUUAGAGAACGCCAUGUAUCCGACCAUUAGAUCAGGACUGGCGAAGUUUGAUGUCAGUUUACCCGAGGAACUCCGGAGCUAUGUCGGCUACUUGUUUAAAGAGUCAGCCAAACUUGGCUUACGCAGGCAAGUACUCCAAUCACCUCGUGCCUUGGAGGAAUUACGAGAAGCAAUGGAUAAAGACGAAUUGAAGUCAUUCCUUAUUAUUCACAUCAGAGAAGGUGCAUCGCAAGUCGUGCUGCUGUUUUUGAAUGAGCUACCGACAUGUAAACUACCGCUGGAAUGGUAUCCUGGAGUGAGGAGUCAUGAGGUGUGGGACGAGGACGAGGACGAGGACGAGGACGAGGACGAGGACGAGGAGAUUCGUAUACCGUUGUACAGUUCGACGUCAGGCAUAUUGAAGGCGUGGCUAACAGAGUACGACCCUGGUUUGGUAACACUGUGUAAAGUGAUCAUCAAGGGGGACUGGAAAGUAACCAGAUUAACCCUCUCCAGCAGUCGGAUAUCUGAUGAAGGUUUCAAGAACUUGAGCACCGCGCUUACUCAGAGUGAACUAUACAGCUUGACACUGUAUGGCAUUGGUUUACAAAGUCAAGGAUUAGAACACCUGUGUGAAGCGCUGAUUAGUAGUAACUGCCAUUUAAACUGCUUAAACGUCAGUUACAACAGGUUAGGAGACGAAGGAAUCAUGCGCUUGUGUAACGCGCUAACCAGCGUUAACUGUAGAUUAACAAGCUUAAACGUCAGUUGGAGUGGGUUGGGCGACAAAGGAAUCGUGUUCCUGUGUAACGCACUAACCAGCGUUAACUGUACAUUAACCAGCUUAAACGUCAGUGGCAAUAGGUUAGGAGACAAAGGAAUCAUGCACUUGUGUAACGCGCUAACCAGCGUUUACUGCAGAUUAACAAGCUUAAACGUCAGUAACAUUCAGUUGGGAGACAACGGAUUCAAACACUUGUGUGAUGCACUUAUCAGCAGUAACUGUGUGUUAACCAAAUUGAAAGUCGAUCGUAAUGGAUUAGGAGAUGAAGGAUUAAAGGAAUUGUCUGAAGUUUUAACAAACAGAUUCUGUUCAAUAAGAAGCUUAGAAAUAUGCAACAACGAAUUUGGAGAUGAAGGAAUCAUGCAUUUGUGUAAGGCCUUGACUGAUACCAAAUGCAAACUAAGGAGCUUAGACUUCCACGGAAAUUGGAAUGUAACAGAUGAAGGCGAAGAGUAUUUGUCUCAAAUGUUAACUGGUACUGAUUGGGAAAUUAGAGGAGCUCUACGACUUUCCCGUUGAACUACAAAAUGGACCAAGUCAGGGCACAGAGCCCUGACAGGUUCCUUCUGUUACGUUUCGCUUGUCAUGAAAUAAAUUCCAUCUAUGUAAAUGACAACUUAACGAUUAUUGUUCAAGCUGAUUAAUUAGAUAACUGACUUUCUAGUCACUAUCACUUGUUAAACAGAGUAUUAAAAAUAACCAGCAGUGAGGCAGUCGAAACAUCGCGAUCAAGAAUUGAGAAAUGACUCGGUAUCAUGACACAAACGAUUGUUAAACGUUCAUUAUUCCAUGGACGAAUUUCUCUGUGUUACCAAGGAGACUAUAAAUGCAACUGCAAUUUCGUAUGACGGAGAUGUUGGCAAUAAUGUUAUAACUUUUGUAACAAAAAGUUUUAACUAUAGGCAAUUGAUUAUAGUGGUGAUUUAGCCGUAAUAAGAUUCCACAAAUAUUGAAUCAUAUUUUGAUAAUGUAGUUAAUGAAUAUCGUUGUCUUCUAAAAGAAAACUUUUAAAAAGUCUACAUGAACUUGUGACGUGUAAAUAAAGUAACAACAUAUUUUCUCAAU